UCAUCGGUGCGACACGUGCGGCGGUCUUUCUUCCCCCGUGUUAGCGGUUAGCAGUUAGCUGAGCGGCAGCGGCGCAGCGUCGGUCCAGUUUCAGCGGAAUAAAGAGCUCAGAGUGAGAGAUGGCUGCUGCCGGGGCGCAGGGCAGAAAGAGACUCCUGAGGGAGGAGGACAUGACCAAGGUGGAGUUUGAGACCAGCGAGGAGGUGGACGUCACCCCUACCUUCGACACCAUGGGACUCCGGGAGGACCUGCUACGCGGCAUCUACGCCUACGGUUUUGAGAAGCCAUCAGCGAUCCAGCAGAGAGCAAUCAAACAGAUCAUCAAAGGCAGAGACGUCAUCGCCCAGUCUCAGUCUGGAACAGGAAAGACGGCCACCUUCUGCGUGUCGGUGCUGCAGUGUCUCGACAUCCAGGUGAGGGAGACGCAGGCUCUGAUCCUCGCUCCAACCAGAGAGCUGGCCGGACAGAUUCAGAAGGUGCUGCUGGCUCUGGGAGACUACAUGAACGUCCAGUGUCACGCCUGCAUCGGAGGGACCAAUGUGGGCGAGGACAUCAGGAAACUGGACUACGGUCAGCACGUGGUGGCGGGGACACCUGGACGAGUUUUUGAUAUGAUUCGUCGCAGGAGUCUGAGGACGAGAGCCAUCAAGAUGUUGGUUCUGGACGAAGCUGACGAGAUGCUCAACAAAGGUUUUAAGGAGCAGAUCUACGACGUGUACCGUUACCUGCCUCCAGCCACACAGGUAGUCCUGAUCAGCGCCACGCUGCCACACGAGAUCCUGGAGAUGACCAACAAGUUCAUGACUGACCCCAUCCGCAUCCUGGUCAAACGAGACGAGCUGACCCUGGAGGGGAUCAAACAGUUCUUUGUGGCGGUGGAAAGAGAAGAGUGGAAGUUUGACACUCUGUGUGACCUGUACGACACUCUGACCAUCACUCAGGCCGUCAUCUUCUGUAACACCAAGAGGAAGGUGGACUGGCUGACUGAGAAGAUGAGAGAGGCCAACUUCACGGUGUCCUCGAUGCACGGAGACAUGCCUCAGAAAGAGCGGGAGUCCAUCAUGAAGGAGUUCAGAUCAGGAGCCAGUCGUGUGUUGAUCUCCACGGAUGUUUGGGCCCGAGGUUUAGACGUUCCUCAAGUUUCUCUGAUCAUCAACUAUGACCUGCCCAACAACAGAGAGCUCUACAUCCACAGGAUUGGUCGAUCUGGUCGUUACGGGCGUAAGGGUGUGGCCAUCAACUUUGUGAAGAACGAUGACAUCAGGAUCCUGCGGGACAUUGAGCAGUAUUACUCUACCCAGAUCGACGAGAUGCCCAUGAACGUGGCCGAUCUGAUCUGAUCUGGAUGACAUCACAUCGGACCCCGCCCCUUUGACUUCCUGUCUUUUUUUUGGUUUGUUUUUAUUAGUUUUAGAGGGUGUUUCUUAAUUUGACUGUUGAGGUGAAAACAACUGUAAAACUCUUGACUUGUUUUUGUAAAUAAAGUUGUUUUGGUUCCA
Molecule: messenger RNA, 1499 nt
Organism: Epinephelus fuscoguttatus (brown-marbled grouper)
Lineage: Eukaryota; Metazoa; Chordata; Actinopteri; Perciformes; Serranidae
Gene: eif4a3
Product: eukaryotic translation initiation factor 4A3
Exons: 12
Coding region: 120-1340 (406 amino acids)
Cellular component (GO): nucleolus; catalytic step 2 spliceosome
Molecular function (GO): mRNA binding; ATP binding; RNA helicase activity
Source: RefSeq, a predicted model, not a curated record